AUGGUCAGGGCACAGGAAAAGCAGGAUAUCGCUGUCGGCAUCCUCGCACUGCAAGGGGCAUUUGCGGAGCACCAGGUCGCUCUCCAGAAGCUGCCGAUUCCCCGCAAAGUCUCUGUCGUCCUCGUCCGCACCCCAGAGGACCUUGAUAGAUCUCUCCUCGCACGUCUCGCUGGUCUCCUCGAACCUCUGAGACUGUUCCUCAAGCAAAAGCCCAUCUGGGGAACCUGCGCCGGUGCUAUCCUCCUCGCGCAGGCGGUCGAGAACACCAAGAAGGGCGGGCAGGAGCUCAUCGGCGGCAUGUCCGUCACUGUCGCGCGCAACGGAUGGGGAUCCCAGGUCGAGUCGUUCGAAGCGCUGCUCUACGUUGACGGCCUCCGGGACGCAGAGCAGUCCUUCACCGGCGUGUUCAUCCGGGCACCGGUCGUGCUCAGCAUGAACCCCAAACCCGAUGACGCCCCAAUGGAGAUCCUCGCCCGCCUCCCGGCAAGCGUGCUCCCCAAGGGCCAGACGCUCGUGUCCCCCGAUGAGGACGACACCGACCCGCGAGAUACGCGUACCGUCGUUGCGAUUCGCCAGGGCAAGCACAUGCUCACGACGUUUCACCCCGAGCUCACAAAGGACAACCGGUUCCACGAACCCACCUCUUGCCAUCUUGUUCGCGUCCCCACUCCGUUCUUAUCUCCGUCUCCUAUACGCCAACACCAGGACACAAGUCCCACCGGCGCCCUCCUUAUCACGCCAAACCCUGCACACCCCAUGUGGUCCCUCUCAGGCCCUCCCGUAAGAAUAGAAGCGCCCGCGCUGGUACGCGAAGCCUCUCCACAUGCUCACCUUGACAAAGUACGGGCCAUCUGGACUAUCCUAGCACACGCCCGCAUGAGCGCCUGCAUCCGGGCUUUAGUUGGGUGGGCUGCAAAUCAGAUCCUCCAUAAGAACGCUCCCAUGCUCUCCUACAUCGCUGCAGAUCAGCAACGCUCCCUCUCUUCCUACCUCCAAGCUAGCAUCCAGCGGUCGACAGAGAUGCGUCUUACAGUGUCGACGCUGCUCUCUGCAGCAAUCCUUGGUGCGCUCUCCGCGACAGGUACAAGCGCGCGCACGCUGCGCCCCGACGAGGUCCGCGCACGCCAGGCAGAUGCAGCGAGACAAUUCGAAGCCAAUGCGCGAAGUGCGCGCGCUGCGGCGAACGGGACAGCGUCGGGGGUGAAGAACAUCACGUUUACGAAUCCGCGGGCGUCUGACUUCUACGUCGACGGCGCGACGCUCCCGCUUGUGGACUUCGACUUGGGUCCGAGCUGGGCGGGGUUGUUGCCUAUUAGCAAUGAGACGGACGAGACGCGUCAGCUCUACUUCUGGUUCUUCCCGCCCGGACCCGAAGGCAGCCUCGACGACAUCAUCUUCUGGACGAACGGCGGACCGGGGUGUUCAUCGCUCGAGGGCGUGCUGCAGGAGAACGGUCCCCUCACCUGGUCCUGGGGCCAAGCACACGCAACGCCGAACGAGCACAGCUGGACGAACCUCUCGAGCGUGCUCUGGGUCGAGCAGCCCGUCGGCACCGGCUUCUCGCAGGGCACGCCGAACAUCAAGAACGAGGACGAGCUCGCGGCACAGCUCGUGGGCUUUAUGCAGCAGUUCCUGGAGGUGUUCGGCGAGCUGAAGGGGAAGAAGCUGUAUUUGACUGGGGAGAGUUACGCGGGGACGUAUGUGCCUUAUAUCGCGAACUACAUCUAUGAGAACCCGGACCUGCUCGACUUGUCUCUGCAAGGGAUAUGGGUCAGCGAUCCAUCGCUGUCCUGGGAUGUCGUCCAGGAACAAAUCCCAGCAGUCGACUUCGUCAACCGCUACGCAGGCCUCUUCUCAUUCAACCUUCCGCGCACAGCGAAACCUACGCGGCCUCCCUCAAUGCCAAAGCCGAGCAGUGCAACUACGCUGGCUACGUCGAAAAAUACGUCACAUACCCACCCGCGGGGCCCCCUGCCGCUCCCAGGCACAUCGGUAGAGGCAGACCCAGGAUGCGAUGUGUGGGACGACAUCUUCAACAAUGCGUUGAUCACGAAUCCGGCGUUUGAUAUUUAUCGUAUAUGGGACACGUACCCCAUCCUAUGGGACGUCCUCGGGUUCCCCGGCUCCUUCCCACAACAGCAAUCCCCCAUCUACUUCAACAGGCCCGACGUCAAAGCGGCCAUCCACGCGCCGCCGAACGUGACGUGGGCCGAGUGCUCGAACGUGAACGUGUUCCCCGACGGCGACGGCAGCCUCCCGCCCGCGUUCACGGUCCUCCCGAACGUGAUCGAGAAGAGCCAGCGGAGCGUGAUCGUGCAUGGGUUGGCGGACUUUAUUCUGAUUGCCGAGGGAACGCGGAUCGUCAUUCAGAACAUGACAUGGAACGGCCUGCAAGGCUUCCAGACGCCGAUCGAGAACGACACCUUCAUCGUGGACGGCGUCGGCGCGUUCGGCCAGAUGCACUCCGAGCGCGGUCUGACGUACUUCGAGGUCAUUCUCAGUGGACACAUGGUGCCACAAUUCUCGCCAGUGGCGGCUUUCCAGAUUAUGCAGUACCUGAUGGGCUUCAGGGACUCUCCCUAG
Molecule: messenger RNA, 2583 nt
Organism: Coniophora puteana RWD-64-598 SS2
Lineage: Eukaryota; Fungi; Basidiomycota; Agaricomycetes; Boletales; Coniophoraceae
Product: alpha beta-hydrolase
Exons: 20
Coding region: 1-2583 (860 amino acids)
Biological process (GO): proteolysis; pyridoxal 5'-phosphate biosynthetic process
Molecular function (GO): serine-type carboxypeptidase activity; glutaminase activity
Source: RefSeq, a predicted model, not a curated record